AUGGUGUUGAAUUUAGAGAAGGAGGAUCUCAAGGAGGGGGAUCUCAAGAAGGAGGAGGUCAAGGAGGAGGAGGUCAAGAAGGAGAAGGUCAAGAAGGAGGAGGUCAAGAAGGAGAAGGUCAAGAAGGAGAAGGAGGAUCUCAAGGAGGGGGAUCUCAAGAAGGAGGAGGUCAAGAAGGAGAAGGUCAAGAAGGAGAAGGAGGAUCUCAAGGAGGGGGAUCUCAAGAAGGAGGAGGUCAAGAAGGAGAAGGUCAAGAAGGAGAAGGAGGAUCUCAAGGAGGGGGAUCUCAAGAAGGAGGAGGUCAAGAAGGAGAAGGUCAAGAAGGAGAAGGAGGAUCUCAAGGAGGGGGAUCUCAAGAAGGAGGAGAUCAAGGAGGAGGAGGUCAAGAAGGAGAAGGUCAAGAAGGAGAAGGAGGAUCUCAAGGAGGGGGAUCUCAAGAAGGAGGAGAUCAAGGAGGAGGAGGUCAAGAAGGAGAAGGUCAAGAAGGAGAAGGAGGAUCUCAAGGAGGGGGAUCUCAAGAAGGAGGAGAUCAAGGAGGAGGAGGUCAAGAAGGAGAAGGUCAAGAAGGAGAAGGAGGAUCUCAAGAAGGAGGAGGUCAAAGAGGAGGAGGAUUUCAAGGAGGAGGAGGAUCUUUCUAAUAUUCUCCUUCUUAUAGAUAUCCUCUUUCUUGAUCUUCUUCUCCUUUUUGACCUCUUCCUCCUUGACCUCUUCCUCCUUGACCUCCUCCUUCUUGAGAUCCCCCUCCUUGAGAUCCUCCUUCUCUACUAA
Endocarpon pusillum Z07020 is the source of this 768-nucleotide messenger RNA. RefSeq lists its product as uncharacterized. The record is from RefSeq and is a predicted model, not a curated record. Lineage: Eukaryota; Fungi; Ascomycota; Eurotiomycetes; Verrucariales; Verrucariaceae. The coding region runs from base 1 to 768 and encodes 255 amino acids. The transcript has 2 exons.